This is a messenger RNA of Talaromyces proteolyticus, 860 nucleotides long. RefSeq names its product 60s acidic ribosomal protein-domain-containing protein. Gene Ontology annotation, cellular component: ribosome; cytosolic large ribosomal subunit. The record is from RefSeq and is a predicted model, not a curated record. NCBI's taxonomy places the organism in Eukaryota, Fungi, Ascomycota, Eurotiomycetes, Eurotiales, Trichocomaceae. Gene Ontology annotation, molecular function: ribonucleoprotein complex binding; protein kinase activator activity; structural constituent of ribosome. Bases 104 to 433 code for a protein of 109 amino acids. Gene Ontology annotation, biological process: cytoplasmic translation; translational elongation. The transcript is spliced from 3 exons.
AUCAUAUCAGUCUUGCUGCGAAUUCCACUCUCUUCCCUGCUCCGUCAACCCAUAUUUCGGCAAUCCUCGAGACAACAUCAAUCUCGUCCACCAAACGACCACCAUGUCUACCUCCGAGCUUGCUGUUUCCUACGCGGCCCUGAUCCUCGCCGACGAUGGCGUCGAGAUCACCGCCGACAAGCUUAACACCCUCAUCAAAUCCGCCAACGUCCCUGAAGUUGAGCCUAUCUGGGCCCAGCUCUUCGCCAAGGCUCUCGAGGGCAAGGAUGUCAAGGACCUUUUGACCAACGUCGGCUCUGGUGGUGGUGCCGCCGCCCCUGCUGCCGGUGGUGCUGCUGCCGGUGGUGAGGCCGCUGCUGAGGAGAAGAAGGAAGAGAAGGAAGAAGAGAAAGAAGAGUCCGACGAGGACAUGGGUUUCGGUCUUUUCGACUAAACAGUUUACCUCAACUGUGUUCAACCGCGCUGGUUGCCUUUCUCAAAAACAUCCUUUUUCUUCGAUCCUUUUUUCCACCUCCCUCUCAACCUAUGUACUCGAUAAUCUGUGCAAACGAAUCUCAUUGCAGAAUCGGAGAUAUAGAGAGCACUCUUCGGUUCAUGAAUUGCAUGAUGGCGCAAACCAUUUUUCUGCUCUAUUAGCUUUGCUUGUUGACACAUGGUGGUCGUAUACGGUGGAAACGGCAAAGACGAAUAUAAAAAAAAACUGGAAAUUCUUGGGGCCGCUCAACUGCAGCUUUUGCUGGCAUGAUACCAACCUAAAGUAAUAUGUGUAGCUUCAUGUUGUCGUUUGUGUGGAUUCCAGUUCGGGAAUGUGCUAUGACGAACAGAAUUAUGCUAUGAAAUUUAUAGUCCUCAUCCCUGGU